Molecule: messenger RNA, 386 nt
Organism: Enhydra lutris kenyoni (northern sea otter)
Lineage: Eukaryota; Metazoa; Chordata; Mammalia; Carnivora; Mustelidae
Product: S100 calcium binding protein B
Exons: 2
Coding region: 7-285 (92 amino acids)
Biological process (GO): positive regulation of cell population proliferation; positive regulation of canonical NF-kappaB signal transduction
Cellular component (GO): cytoplasm; nucleus
Molecular function (GO): RAGE receptor binding; S100 protein binding; zinc ion binding
Source: RefSeq, a predicted model, not a curated record
CCCGGGAUGUCUGAGCUGGAGAAGGCCAUGGUGGCCCUCAUCGAUGUCUUCCACCAGUACUCCGGAAGGGAGGGUGACAAGCACAAGCUGAAGAAAGCCGAACUCAAGGAGCUCAUCAACAGUGAGCUCCCCCACUUUUUAGAGGAAGUCAAGGAGCAGGAGGUCGUGGACAAAGUCAUGGAAACUCUGGACAGUGAUGGAGACGGCGAAUGUGACUUCCAGGAAUUUAUGGCCUUCGUUGCCAUGGUUACCACCGCCUGCCACGAGUUCUUUGAGCACGAGUGAGCCGGCAGAGCAGUUGCUGUGACAGGGACGAGGGUCACGCAGGAAGCAGAGAGCGGGGCUCGCAGCUAGUAGGAACGGAGCCUUCCCGCUGCGCCGUAGCU